Messenger RNA from Chaetomium strumarium, 2142 nucleotides. RefSeq lists its product as uncharacterized. The coding region runs from base 1 to 2142 and encodes 713 amino acids. The record is from RefSeq and is a predicted model, not a curated record. The transcript has 3 exons. Gene Ontology annotation, molecular function: phosphorelay sensor kinase activity. Gene Ontology annotation, biological process: phosphorylation; phosphorelay signal transduction system. Lineage: Eukaryota; Fungi; Ascomycota; Sordariomycetes; Sordariales; Chaetomiaceae.
AUGCACCGAGAUUCCAGCCCCCCCGCAUCGGCUGCUGGACCCGACCUUGGCCUCAUCUUCGACCGCUCUCCCCUCGCUCUGCUCACUCUCUCGUCGUCGCGGUGUAUAACGAGGGCAUCUCCCCGCUUCCUGACGGGCUGGCGUGUAGCUGCCGCCGACUGUGUCGGCCAGCCGCUGCUUCCACCCACCUACCUUGCCCACCUGAGCGCCGCAAUUGACGGCGCCAUCGCCUCCCGCGCCGAGCGCACCAGCACACCCAUCAAGACAAGGCAUGGCUCUUCUUGGACCGCCCGGGUAAUACCCGUCUUCGACGGCGACGAGCUGCUGUCCGUCAUCCUCGAGUGGCGCGAGGGUUCGCCCAGUUCAUCGGAGGAAGAGCCGGUUCAAGGCCUCUCAAUCGACGAGGCCUUUCGCAUAUUUGUGCAAGGCGUGAAGGACUAUGCCAUCUUCCUUCUGGACACGAAUGGCUGUAUCGCCACAUGGAAUACCGGCGCCCAGCUUCUCAAGGGAUACACGCGGGAUGAUAUCAUCGGGAAGCACUUCUCCAUCUUCUACAGCAAGGAGGAUGUCGAGAACAAGAAGCCUGAGAUGGAACUGGAGAUUUGUCUGCGAGAGGGUCGGGUGGAGGACGAGGGUUGGCGGUAUCGGAAGGAUGGCCGCCGCUUCUGGGCCAACGUGGUCAUCACGGCCGUCUACAGGAAUGGUGUGCAUGUCGGCUUCGGCAAGGUCACGCGCGACCUGUCAGAGCGCAAGUCGACCGAGUCACGCCUCAUCGCCGCGUACGAGGAGAGCGAAAAGCUCAAGUCGGAUUUCCUGGCCAACAUGAGCCACGAGAUCCGUACGCCCAUGCACGGCAUGUUGUCGGCGUGCACCCUGCUCCUUGACACGCCGCUAUCGGCGAGCCAGCGUGACAUCGUCAGCAUCAUGGACGAGUCCGGCCAGGUCCUGCUGCAGGUUAUUAACGACAUCCUCGACUAUUCCAAACUCACCUCUGGCAGCUUUUCGAUCCACUCCGACGUUGUCGGCGUCACGAGCAUCGUCACCUCGGUGGUCCGCAGGAUACAAACCACUCUUCCGCCGUCGGUACACUUCGAGCUCUUCCUGUCGCCUGAUCUCCCUCGGUCGGUGCAAGGCGAUCCUCUACGCUAUCGCCAGAUACUCCAGAACAUAGUUGGGAACGCGGCCAAGUUCACCGAGAGGGGUAGCAUCCAGAUCAGAGCCUCGGUGGAGAGCGACGACGAGGACAACUGUACGAUCCUGACCGAGGUGACCGACACCGGCAUCGGGGUUCCAGAAGCGGCUGCCACCAGUCUAUUUACACCCUUCACCCAAUUCGACGCCACAACCACCAAGCGAUACAAGGGUGCCGGCCUGGGUUUGUCGAUAGCCAAGUCACUCACUGAGCUGAUGGGCGGCAGAAUUGGGUACCGGCCCAACCCCGAGCGCCACGGCAGCGUGUUUUGGUUCACAGCAAGGUUCAACAAGAUCAAAAGUCUUGACCAGGUGCAAAGCUGGAGAACGACGAUGCGGGGGGAAUAUAGAACCGGUACACCCCCGCCUGAUUCCGACCUCGAGAAUCUCCGGGAGGAGCUCAGGAUGGUGUCUUCGAUAAAGAACUUGCUCGUGGUCGAGGACAACCUGAUCAACCAGAAGGUUAUCAUCGGCAUGCUUCGUUCGCUCGGUUUCAAGAACAUCGGCCUAGCGGUCAAUGGCAAAGAAGCGGUUAAGAUGGUGCGCGGAAAGCCGGCUGCCUAUGAUUUGGUGCUCAUGGACAUCAACAUGCCGAUUAUGGAUGGGCACCAGGCGACGAGGCACAUCCGUUCGGGCGGCAUCCUCGUACCGAUCGUCGCCAUGACGGCAUACGCACUGAAGGGCGACAAGGAGAAAUGUCUGGAUCACGGCAUGAACGACUACAUCACAAAGCCGAUCAACAGGGCGCGCCUGAUCACGGUGCUUGGCAAGUGGCUUCUGCGGACGGUAGACUAUCGCAAGACCUUCGAGGAGCGGCUUUCUGAGCUCAGGCCCUCAACUGCCGCUUGUGCCAAGUGGAUCGUCACCAGCUUUAUCCGGCUUGUCACCAGCGUUGAGCCCGGAUCCAACCCAGCAGGAGAAGGAGGCAUCACCUGCGGUGGAGGCGAAUGA